AUGAGUCGGAAGUAUCAAAUCGAGAGGCCACAAUCGCAUGAUGUAGAGGAAAUUGUCCAAUUUCUCCUUGAGAAUUUCGUCACUGCAGAGGUGAUUUUGGCGAGUUUGGAGAUGCAGAAACAAGAAGAGAUCACAAUAAUGCUGACCGAUUUGGUGCGCGACUGCAUACAAUGCUCUUCUACUUCGGUUAUCAGAAACCCGGCGAAUCAGAAGAUCGACGGAGUCUGUUUGGCCAGCAAAGCCUCUCUUUUCGAUAUGCAGAUUGAUCGCCUCUGUGAAUAUCAGUUCACUGAAGAACAAGUCGCAACUGCGGUCGAAUUCCUCAAAUACGUAUUCAAUCGUCUUGACAUUACAUAUCACUUCGAAGAGCAAAAAGUCUUUAAGCCGGUGUUCGUGGCCGUCGUAUCCGUCCGAAAAGAAAAAUGGGGUCAAGGGAUCGCUAGUGCAAUGCUCGAUGCAUGCAUGGCUGCUGCUCGAGAUGAUCACUGCGAUGGGGCCAUUGCAUUGGCAAGCAAUCAUCGGGCUUGUCAACUCAUCCAGAAAAGAUUCCCAAUCACGAUCCAAUCAAUAAGAUAUGACACAUUCCGUGGCUCACAUCGCUCUCCGCCAAUUGUGAUGCCGAAGGAUGAACCCCAACGCGCACUCUAUGUGAUGCUCACACGAUUUCAGUGA
Caenorhabditis bovis is the source of this 672-nucleotide messenger RNA. The record is from the annotation of a GenBank genome assembly. NCBI's taxonomy places the organism in Eukaryota, Metazoa, Nematoda, Chromadorea, Rhabditida, Rhabditidae.